Molecule: messenger RNA, 2060 nt
Organism: Solea senegalensis (Senegalese sole)
Lineage: Eukaryota; Metazoa; Chordata; Actinopteri; Pleuronectiformes; Soleidae
Product: early growth response protein 1-like
Exons: 2
Coding region: 210-1406 (398 amino acids)
Biological process (GO): regulation of transcription by RNA polymerase II
Molecular function (GO): RNA polymerase II cis-regulatory region sequence-specific DNA binding; DNA-binding transcription factor activity, RNA polymerase II-specific
Source: RefSeq, a predicted model, not a curated record
GGCAGCUCAGCAUCUUCAUCUUCACCUCUGCACGAGCACAACCACCGGCCGCGGUACCGGAGCUUUACCGACAACAACAAACAACAACAACAACAACAAACAGCAACUGGAUUUAAUACUUUUAAAAAACGAAGAGCGCGAGGGAAUUCCCCCCACAACCCCCCCAAAACAAACAUCUUUAAUCAGAUUAGCACACGCACUUUUUGAGGAUGGUUCUGGAGCGCGAGGACAGCUUCAUGUCAGAGUUUGAGGACGCGUGCAGCGCAUGGGUGGACAGCGUGGGUCCAUGUUCCAGUGACGGGACUGACUGUGACUCUGUGGGCUCACCGUUCUGCCAAGUCGUGUCUCCGGGCACUGACGCCUCUGACUCAGAUUUCUUCUCCGACUUCAGUGACUGCUCCUCGGACACUCUCUCUCCAUCCCUCGGCUACACCGGCAGCUUCUUCCCGGAGGCGGAGGCUCCUGCAGCGGCAGCGGGACUGAGCAGCACCGCGGACGCGAUCCUCAACAUGAUCACCGAGAUCGUGGGCAUCUGCACCGAGAUGGAGCAGCAGGGCGAGUCCCCGCCAUCCUCCUCCUCCUCGCAGCCUCCUGUUGUGGUGAAGAGUGAGUUCGUGAGCUCCAGCUGCAGCAGCGGCUCUGGACACUGCUCCGUGCCCGGGGGCGACGCUCUGCUGUCGGCCACCGCGGACUCUCUGCUCCCGCUGGAGCAACAGGUGGAUGUGGGAGAUUUCAUCGACUCGCUGCUGAGCUCCGACGCCGCUCAGAGCGAGCUGAAGGCCGCCUGCGAGGUGAAGCAGGAGCCGCUGGGGCUGGAGGAGUGGCUGAGGGGCGUGGCGGCGGCUCCGGUGCUGACCGGGGGAGAUUCUGGCAGUUACGUCAUCAGCAGACCGGUAGUGAAGACGGAGCUCGUGCAGAGCGGGGGCGACCUCCUCCUCCCCACCUCCACUCUGGACGCUCACCUCCUGUCCUCCCUCCUGCAGGGCGCGUUCCCGAUCAUCAACAUCGGCAACGUGCACGCGGCGGGAACCCCCAAGCUGUCACGCGGCGGCGGCAGGAGAACUCCCGCCAAGAGCGCGCUCAAAGUAAAGCCGUUCCCGUGCUCCGUGCAGGGGUGCGAGCGCCGCUUCUCGCGCUCGGAUGAGCUCAACCGCCACGUGCGCAUCCACACGGGACAGAAGCCGUUCCAGUGCACGAUCUGCGCGCGCAGCUUCAGCCGCAGCGACCACCUGACCACGCACACGCGCACGCACACCGGGGAGAAGCCCUUCUCCUGCGAUGUGUGCGGGAAGAGGUUCGCACGCAGUGACGAGAGGAAGAGGCACGGGCGCGUGCACGUCAAGCAACAGCUGCGCGCACAGAUGAUGGCCGCCUACUCCCUGGCCCUGAACGCGCCUGGAGUUUAAAAAACAACAACAGAGAGUUUGUCUUUGAAGCUUCAGGUGUUUGAACCGAUGAAAGCGUCAGUGACGUCACUGUGACGUCACAGUGCGUUUGUAGGCUGACGCCCUCAUGAGAAGAAAAAGUGGGAGUUUACAGGUGUUUACAGGAGCACGUGACCACCCCCUGGCGGGUCUUUGCAGGAGGGGGAGGAGUCACACACUUCCUGGUGGUGCUCAGGUGUAGCCCAGGCCACGCCCCGUGCCUCCACGUCACCACAGUGCUCUCUGAGGUGUCAGAGGCGGACGUUAAAGGAGCAGUCCGUGUCAUAGACUGUAACAUACUUCGCUGCAUGAGGAUGUGAAACAGUGAAUGUCGUGACGCAGAUGUUUGUACGUUUAUAUUUGAAAAAAAAAAGAUCUAUAUGUUUGUUAUUACACAUAAAUAUCAAAAUAUAUUCUAUUUUUAUAGAUGGUUGUUUACCUGCGAUUGUUUAUCUUCCUCUCCUUCGUGUAUCAGAGUGUGUAUAUUUGUACCAGAGACUUUUCUAUGAAUGUGAACCAUGUUUUAUCUCCUGGUCGUCGUCGUCACGGCAACUGAAGACGACGACAACGUUGUUUACCGCUCCCUGUUCUGCAUGGAGGCUGCUGCUGUCAAUAAACAAACAAAAGAGAAGAAAA